AUGGGGGUGCAUUAGUACUGUAAUAUAGAGAAACCUGGGUACGUGACGAGUGCAUCAAGCCGUUGAUAACCGUAUAUAUAGAGGCAGUCUGAGUACCUUGGAUAGUACUCAUCAGGACAACCAUCGCAUUCUCUUCACAAUAGCAAAGUCCGACAGUCGUCAACAUGAAGUCCGUCCUCAUCGCCCUCCUCGCUGCCGCCAGCACGGCGAGCGCCCACUACACCUUUCCCGAGCUCACUGUCAAAGGGACAAAGACUGGUCAAUGGAGUUAUGUCCGCAAGACAGCCAACUAUCAGUCCAACGGCCCUACAACAGAUGUAACAGCCAACGCCAUCCGUUGCUACGAACUCUCCCCCGGAACUGGCUCAAAAACUUACACUGUCAACGCCGGAGACUCUGUCGGCUUCACAGCCGUGUCCAGCAUCUCGCACCCAGGACCCCUGCAAUUCUACCUUGCGAAAGUGCCAGAUGGCAAGACGGCUGCUAACUGGGAUGGAAGUGGUGACGUGUGGUUCAAAAUCUACAGUCAGGGUGCUGAUUUCUCUGGUGGUCAGAUGAACUGGCCUUCGAGUGGCAAACAAGAAGUCUCAGUGCCCCUACCCAAGUCCCUUCCUUCGGGCGAAUACCUUAUGCGCGUCGAGCACAUCGCGCUACACUCCGCUUCUGCAGUUGGCGGCGCACAGUUCUACAUUUCGUGCGCGCAGUUGAAGGUUGAGAACGGUGGCAGUGGAACACCAGGACCCAAGGUUGCUUUCCCAGGAGCUUACAAGGCGGAUGACAAGGGUAUCCAAAUCAACAUUUACUACCCUGUUCCCACGAGCUACACACCUCCUGGACCGGCUGUGUGGAGUGGAUAGAUUGAUGGGGUUACCUUCGUUGUAAAUAUUUCAGAACGAGAAUUUGAGUUAUGCAUGUUGAAUGAACAGUUGAGAUCUUUAU
This is a messenger RNA of Alternaria alternata, 939 nucleotides long. Its product is annotated as fungal cellulose binding domain-containing protein. The record is from RefSeq and is a predicted model, not a curated record. Lineage: Eukaryota; Fungi; Ascomycota; Dothideomycetes; Pleosporales; Pleosporaceae. The transcript is spliced from 2 exons. The coding region runs from base 165 to 857 and encodes 230 amino acids.